UUCAUCAUUGUACUACAACAUCUCUAUCUCCUUUUGUUUAGAUUUUUGGGGGAAAAAAUAAAAAAAAAAAAUACGUAGCCUUGUCUAGUCUGAAUGUUUUUUCCGCCCAAAAUCUCAAAGACAACUCUGCUUUGCUGCUUACAGUUCUACAAAACUGCAGUUGAAUCUAACUCAGCCCAAGUGACUGUGACUUGGAUUCCAUUUCCAUGGCUGACGUCAAGUGCUAUGUUCCCCCUAAUCAAUUUAAAAAUUUUGCAUGGUUUUGUAGCCAGCUUUCUCAUCUCAGAAUAAGGGUGGACAAUGAUAUUGAGCAAAUUCUUAUAGAAGCUCAGCAUCGAUGGCUGCGCCCAGCUGAAAUUUGUGAAAUUCUCAGUAAUUAUAAAAUGUUCCAAAUUGCUCCAGAGCCUGCACAUAUGCCGCCAAGUGGUUCACUUUUCCUGUUUGAUCGAAAGGUGCUGAGAUACUUUAGAAAAGAUGGCCACAACUGGAGAAAGAAAAAGGAUGGAAAAACAGUGAGGGAAGCUCAUGAGAGACUUAAGGCUGGAAGUGUGGAUGUGUUGCACUGCUAUUAUGCACACGGAGAAGAAAAUGAAAAUUUUCAAAGACGCACAUACUGGAUGCUUGAUGAGGAACUCUCGCACAUUGUUCUUGUCCAUUAUAGGGAAGUGAAGGCAACUAAGGCAAAUUUUAGAGGUGCUGCCAAAGAAAAUCAAGAAUCUCUUCCUUAUGCACAAAUUGACAAACUACCAGGUUCCACAGAGAAGGAAAUUUCUUUAUCAUGUAGUCUUCAUCCACAUAACUACCAGGUUCCAUCACAUACAAUAGAUACAACAAGCAUGAAGAGCACUCAAGCAACAGAAUAUGAAGAAGCUGAGUCAGCAUUGAAUAGUUACGCAAGUUCAGAAGACUACUCCUUCCUUGAAACACAACACCCAGUUGUUGAGAAGAUUCCUGAUCCUUAUUGCCUGCUGCAGUUCAUAAAUGAACAAGAGAAGUUGUGUGGCACUCCUGGGAUGAAUCAUAUCAUGCUCAGUCAAGCUGGCAAAAUCAAAGACAUUCAUAAUGUUAGAUUGGCAUAUGAACCCCCACAGCACCUUGGCUUUUCAAUGUGGGAAAAUAUCUUGGAAAAUAAUGGGAGAAGUCAAUACAUGCCUCUUCAACCCGUACUCCCUGAAAUCCAACCUGAUAACAUGGGAAUCAAUAGCAAUGCCUCUCUAUUGAGGUCAAAUUCCACCACCAAUAUUACCAAAGUGAAUGGGACAGAAAAUAUGGUACAAGUUGAAGGAAAUUGGCAGGUAAUGAAUGAGUUAUUAUUUGAUCCUCAAAGAUCCUUGGAACAGUGUCUUAUACAUCAAGAUAGACCAAAGGUUCUUAUGAUAGAUGACCCUCAAGAAAAACUAUUAGAUGCAAAAGAGAAGAUAGAAACCAAUAGAAGCCUGGAUGGAAUAGGUGAUACAAAUUUAACUCUGAAGAAGGCUCUGUUAGAUGGAUCCCUUGCAGAAGAGGGUCUGAAGAAGCUUGACAGUUUCAACCAAUGGAUGAGUAAGGAACUUGGAGAUGUGGAAGAAUCUAAAACUCCAUCCACUUUUAGUGCUUAUUGGGGUACAGUUGAAAGUGAAAAUGAUGUGGACAAUGCAACUAUUCCUUCCGAAGUGCACCUGGAUACCUAUGCACUGGAUCCAUCUAUUUCCCAUGAUCAACUUUUUACCAUUAUUGACUUUUCCCCAAGCUGGGCAUUUGAAGGCUCAGAAAUUAAGAUUCUCAUUUAUGGACAAUUCUUGAGGAGUCUACAGGAAGCAGAACAAUGUAAAUGGUCUUGCAUGUUCGGUGAGGUAGAAGUGCCAGCUAAUAUCAUUGACAAUGGUGUUCUUUCUUGUUAUACUCCUCCACACAAAACUGGGAGGAUUCCUUUCUAUGUAACUUGUUCCAAUAGGUUAGCAUGUAGUGAAAUACGAGAAUUUGAUUUCCGAGACAUUUACACUCAAGAAGUCAACAAUGCAGCUGAGCAGAGAGAGAGCAUUUCUGAUAAUUUCAGUGUGCGAUUUGAAGAGCUGCUGUACAUGGGGCAUACCUUACCUCAAAACUCAGAUCCAAUCUGUGUAAGUGAGAAAUCUGAACUGAGAAGUAAAAUAAGUGCUUUGCUGAGGAAGGAGGAGGAUGAUUGGGAUAAGUUGCUGAAACUCACUCUAGAGAAAGAUUUUUCUCCACAAAAUGUACAGGAGCAGCUGCUUCAAAAUCUUUUGAAAGAUAAGUUACUUGGGUGGCUCCUUCAAAAAGUCAUCGAAGAUGGGAAAGGCCCUAAUGUAUUGGAUGAGGGUGGCCAAGGAAUACUUCAUCUUGCGGCUGCUCUUGGCUAUGAUUGGGCCUUACAACCCACAGUAAUUGCUGGUGUAAAUGUUAACUUCCGCGAUGUAAAUGGAUGGACUGCUCUUCAUUGGGCUGCAUUCUGUGGCAGGGAGCUCACAGUUGCUUCCCUCAUCUCUCUUGGCGCAGCACCUGGGGCGCUGACUGAUCCAAGCCCAGAGCAUCCUUCUGGUAGAACACCAGCUGACCUGGCUUCUGCAAACGGUCACAAAGGAAUUGCAGGGUAUCUUGCAGAAUCUUCAAUAAGCGUGCAACUAUUAUCUCUUGAUAUGAACAGGGACACGAGAGAAAGUUCUGGAUCAAAAGUAGUAUACAGAGUCCAACACAAUACUACUGAAGUUAAUGAUGAUCGCCUAUCAUAUGAACUGUCACUGAAAGAUUCACUGGCAGCAGUGUGUAAUGCCAGCCAGGCUGCUGCACGUAUUCAUGAAGUUUAUAGAGUGCAAUCUUUCCAAAGAAAACAACUGAAAGAAUAUGAUGAUAAAUUUGGAAUAUCUGAUGAAGAUGCUCUUUCUCUUAUAACUGUAAAACCACACAAGGUUGGACAACGCAAUGAGCCUGUACAUGCAGCUGCAAUACGAAUCCAGAACAAAUUCCGCAGUUGGAAGGGCAGAAAAGAAUUUUUGAUGAUUCGCCAAAGAAUAGUUAAAAUUCAGGCUCAUGUAAGGGGGCACCAGGUUAGGAAGAACUGUGGAAAGAUAAUUUGGUCAGUUGGAAUUUUAGAAAAAGUUAUUUUGCGCUGGCGCCGAAAAGGUAGUGGUUUACGUGGAUUUAAAUUGGAAGAUGUUCCCGAGGGAACUAUGGUACAAGAUACACAGUGCAAGGAGGAUGAGUAUGAUUUCUUGAAAGAAGGCAGAAAGCAAACAGAGGAAAGGUUGCAGAAAGCCCUAUCCAGGGUGAAGUCAAUGGUUCAGUAUCCAGAGGCAAGAGACCAAUACCAUAGGCUGUUGAAUGUUGUAACUGAGAUCCAAGAAAACCAGCUAAAACAUCAUAGGAGUUCAGAAGAGAGAAGAGAAUUUGAUAACCUCAUUGAUCUUGAAACUUUGCUGGACGAAGAUACUUUCAUGCUUACAGUCAUUUAGAAUUUAGCAUAUGUUCCAUUGUUUUAUGGAAUAGAAUGAGCAGUGCACCUAGGAGUCUGGCGAUGUGUUGCCUUAGUUUUGAUGUUUUUUUUUCUUUUUUAAUAAUACUAAUUGUUCCCUGCUUCCCCUGUACAGCAGAUAAUUGCUGAAAUGCGAUGUUAUAGGUUCAAAGCGAUGUAACUACUAAAAUACUCGACUUUAAUCUAAUACCUUGGUCAUACAUGAGUUA
Messenger RNA from Arachis stenosperma, 3675 nucleotides. RefSeq names its product calmodulin-binding transcription activator 3. Gene Ontology annotation, cellular component: nucleus. Lineage: Eukaryota; Viridiplantae; Streptophyta; Magnoliopsida; Fabales; Fabaceae. The transcript has 13 exons. Gene Ontology annotation, biological process: regulation of transcription by RNA polymerase II. The coding region runs from base 207 to 3446 and encodes 1079 amino acids. The record is from RefSeq and is a predicted model, not a curated record. Gene Ontology annotation, molecular function: double-stranded DNA binding; transcription coregulator activity; protein binding.